Etheostoma spectabile (orangethroat darter) is the source of this 1035-nucleotide messenger RNA. Its product is annotated as actin-related protein 2/3 complex subunit 5. Lineage: Eukaryota; Metazoa; Chordata; Actinopteri; Perciformes; Percidae. Gene Ontology annotation, cellular component: actin cytoskeleton; Arp2/3 protein complex. The coding region runs from base 127 to 579 and encodes 150 amino acids. Gene Ontology annotation, biological process: regulation of actin filament polymerization; Arp2/3 complex-mediated actin nucleation. The record is from RefSeq and is a predicted model, not a curated record. The transcript has 4 exons.
GAGGAAGUGGAGAAGUGAGGAAGUGAGUCGCUGGAGGACCGACCGGACAGUUGCACAGUCACAGGUAUCUUCUGUCUCCUAAACAGCCGCUCUGCGUCAAACAGUCCUGACUAUCGUGUCCAAAAAAUGUCCAAAAACGCCCUUUCCGACCGGUUUAGGAAGGUAGACGUCGAUGAAUACGACGAGAAUAAGUUUGUGGACGAGGAAGACGGAGGAGAGAACCAGGGGGGUCCGGACGAAGCAGAAGUAGACUCUUUGCUCAGACAGGGGAACAUGAAUGCAGCUCUCCAAGCCGUGCUAAAGAAUCCUCCAAUCAACACCAAGAACCAGGUCGCCAAGGAGCGGGCCGAGCAGCUGGUGGUCCGGGUGCUGAGCGGCUUUAAGAGCAGCGACAUAGAGAAGGCCGUGGGCUCGCUGGACAGAGCCGGCGUGGACCUGCUGAUGAAGUACAUCUACCGAGGCUUCGAGACGCCGUCGGACAACAGCAGCGCCGUGCUGCUGCAGUGGCACGAGAAGGCUCUGGCGGUGGGAGGAGUGGGCUCUAUUGUCAGAGUCCUGACUGCCAGGAAGACAGUCUGAUCUUCGCAGAAUGUCCUUCGGCAUUGGACAGUAAUCUGGCCAAACACACCGUCACCAGGACUUCCUGUUUCUGGACAUGAGUCCCGUUUAUUUUCAUACUGAAGCCGAGUGUCCUCUGCAGUUCUGUCUCCUGUUUCUUCUUCUUCCGCAUUCACUGUUUUCAAUCAUACCUCUGGAAUUUAGAAGUGCUGGCUGGCAGGCAGACGGAGAGACAGACAGGUGCUGGCACCUUAAACUGUCUCUGUCUGUCUGUGUGUCAGCCAUGCAGAGAGAACAGACACAUGAUCUCCAAAGCAGCUCUACGCUCUUUUUCCAAACUGCCUCACUGCUACGUUGAUGCCUUAGCCCUCCUCCUCCUCUACUCUCCCUCUGUCCUCCUCCUCCUCUACUCUCCCUCUGUCCUCCUCCUCCUCUACUCUCCCUCUGUCCUCCUCCUCCUCCUCUACUCUCCCUCUG